Messenger RNA from Endocarpon pusillum Z07020, 1845 nucleotides. RefSeq lists its product as uncharacterized. Gene Ontology annotation, biological process: anaphase-promoting complex-dependent catabolic process; positive regulation of anaphase-promoting complex-dependent catabolic process; positive regulation of ubiquitin protein ligase activity. The record is from RefSeq and is a predicted model, not a curated record. Gene Ontology annotation, cellular component: anaphase-promoting complex. Gene Ontology annotation, molecular function: anaphase-promoting complex binding; ubiquitin ligase activator activity; protein binding. NCBI's taxonomy places the organism in Eukaryota, Fungi, Ascomycota, Eurotiomycetes, Verrucariales, Verrucariaceae. The coding region runs from base 1 to 1845 and encodes 614 amino acids. The transcript has 2 exons.
AUGGCUGCUCCAUCAGUUUCCACGCCGAUCAAGAGCCAUCAUGGUCUCUUCUCAUCCAAGACGGCAGGUGGCCGCAUGCCCCUCACACCAUCACCUAGAACACGAACCACCAGUGUUGCUACCAACCUCUCCACAAACUCGUCUCCAUUCACACCUCCUCGCCCAGCUCAAUCCAUACACCACAGAGAACCUUCAACGCAGUUCUCGAGGUCGGUGUCUCGGUCUGUAUCGAAAUUUGCAUACCAGCAGUCGCCCAAAUCCAACAUUGCCAAAGGCAAACAAUCACCAAGACAUCUUGACCUUGGCAUCUCGGAAUGGACCUUGACUGGCACUGGACCAAUUACACAAACGCCAUCUAGAGAGCGAGCAAGGAAGGAAUCUGUGGUGCGCUCGAGAGCAGGAAAGACAACGGUGCGCAUUCCGCACAAUGCUGCUGACCGCUUUAUACCAAAUCGUAUGGCGAGUGAAGGUCUUGUCAACGCUGGAUCUGCAAAACAGGACGAGAACUCCAGACCAAAGACCAGCAACGGUGAGGGAUCGACGGUCCUGGCCAACGCUGCCAGUGCCUUUGACAUUGGUGGCCGAGGCGCAGACGGUGAUCUGACGGCAACCCUGGAGAACCUGGGACUGGACGAUGACAAUACCACAACCUCAUACCAACGUCCCAAUCCCGACUCAGUCGCUUAUGAAUCUUCCCUGGCAUCAGCAUGUGGUGUAUCUAUGAAUACCCGCAUUCUUGCUUUCAAGCCUCCACCACCAGAGUCAUCCAAGCCAAUUGACCUUCGAUCUCAAUACAAUCGCCCUCUCAAGCCUGCAAAUGCACAAUCGGCACAGUUCAGACGUCGCAUUCAGACUGCCCCCGAACGCGUGCUCGAUGCUCCGGGACUAGUCGACGACUACUAUCUCAAUCUGCUUGAUUGGAGCUCCGGGAAUCAGGUCGCGAUUGGUCUCGAACGCAACGUGUACGUCUGGUCAGCAGAGUCGGGAACUGUCAGCUCGCUCCUAGAAACGUCUCCAGAUACCUACGUCAGCAGUGUCAAGUGGAGCGGAGAUGGUGCUUAUGUCGGCGUUGGACUUGGUUCGGGAGAGGUACAAAUCUGGGAUGUGGAAGAAGGCACCAAGCUACGAAGCAUGUUCGGCCAUGAUGCUCGCGUGGGCGUUAUGGGAUGGUCCAAGCAUACCUUGUCAACUGGAGCUCGAAGCGGCCUCGUUUUCAACCAUGAUGUGCGUGUUGCUCAACACAAAGUGGCAGAACUCGUCUCACAUACUUCAGAGGUCUGUGGGCUGGAAUGGCGCUCAGACGGAGCACAGCUAGCAACCGGAGGCAAUGACAACCUUGUCUCGAUCUGGGACGCACGAUCCCUCAAUGCCCCGAAAUUCAAAAAGACCAAUCAUCGGGCGGCGGUCAAGGCUCUCAGCUGGUGCCCUUGGCAGCUCAAUCUCCUGUCAACCGGAGGCGGAUCCUAUGACAAGCACAUUCACUUCUGGAAUACCACCACGGGGGCUCGAGUCAACAGCAUCGACACUGGCUCGCAAGUAACAAGCCUCAAAUUCAGCAAUCACUAUCGUGAGCUUGUGAGCUCCAGCGGCUUCCCAGACAAUUCCCUGAGCAUUUGGAGUUAUCCUACACUUGUCCGCAACGUUGAGAUCCCUGCACACGAAACUCGUGUCCUUCACAGCUGUCUAAGCCCAGACGGCCAGAUGCUGGCUACCGCUGCGGCGGACGAGAGUCUCAAAUUCUGGAAGGUGUUCGAACGCAAAGCGGGCACAAGUGCCUCAGCAUCUCGAGAAGGAGGAGUCGGAAGCAAGACCAGUCAAAUGGCCAAGCAGAUGACUAUUCGAUAA